Molecule: messenger RNA, 1998 nt
Organism: Linnemannia hyalina
Lineage: Eukaryota; Fungi; Mortierellomycota; Mortierellomycetes; Mortierellales; Mortierellaceae
Source: the annotation of a GenBank genome assembly
AUGAAGGGUCUGUUCAAGACGAAGCGCGCACCCCCACAGGAACGACCUCGUUCACCCAUCCAUAUCCCCGAAAUCCUAGAACGCAUCGUCUCCUUUAUCGACACGCCCGCCGACAACCUUGCAGUCCUCCAAGUUUGUCGAGACUGGCACCGAAUGUUCCACCACCUCUUUGUCCGCGAAGUUGUCGUCGACUACGGACUGGAACAACAACAGGGUCUCCUCUCGUUCUUCUCGUCAAAGGCAUCGACAGCAGCACUGGAAAACCUUCCAACUGCGGGGAGCCUGCGUUGGUAUGAUGGGUUCGGUAGAUACUAUGGACUACAUGAUGUGGAUCCGCACAAGGAAAGACGUUGGCAGGCAUUGGUGGAUGCUCUGCAGAGGAGCCAUGAGUUGAACCAAUGGCGACAGAAGCAACCUUCGAACCCGCGGUGGCUCCUAAAGGAUGUCAGCCCACUUCGACACCUGGAGAUCAGCGGAAGACAAGGCCUCAGGGACGGCUUCCCGAUGCUACUACCCUUCCUGGGGUCCUUGACGCGGCUGUGCCUGCAAUGGGGUGGACCCAACGCCUCCGUCUCGAUGUCAGACGUGUUUCGAUCCUCUCCUCUCCUCGAGACAGUCUCGUUCACAACCCGAGGCUACCUACUCGUUAAAGGACUCGAGUCCAUUCCUGCUGGAGCCCCUCUCCGACUGCGGUCCCUCAGUCUGCGAAGAGUACAUCUCUUACAGUGGCACUUCGAGAACCUGCUCUCGGCCACACCCAAGCUCGAAGCCCUGCGACUGGUCGACAUGCGCACAAACAACACCGCCUCGGCGCAGUACAGUCUCUCACGGCUCGUUCAGUCCCUCCAGAAUCGGUCCAUCCGACUCUCGACUUUUCAUGUUCACCCCACGGCCUUCCGCGAUGGGGUCCUCGACCUGGAGUUGUCAGACGUCAUGUAUGAGCUGGAUCUGACUCUGACUGGAUGGAGCUUUUGGGGUGGCGACCUAACAGACAAGAUCCUUUCUUCCCUGAGAAGCCUUCACAAUGUGGUGACAACGCUCGAACUCCAUAACAUUGACUUGAGUGCGACAGGACCUAACUGCCGCCUCCAUCAAUACCUCUGCAAGUCUCCACACCUGCUUCAUCUACGGGCGCCUAGGACUGCAAUCAUGGUCGAGGCCCUGGACGUUCAUGCUCGAUCUCAUAUCAUCCACAAGGGGUAUUUGGAGGUCGAGAGGGACAAGGGCAAGGUGAAUUCCGACCGAGAGUGGAACCAGUUCAGGGUCGCUUGUAAUCAUGGACAGACACAGGUGUGGAUGUGUCGAAAACUCCGGACGUUGCACUGCUCGAUCUACAGUCGAACAGAGCCCGAGUUCACGUCGCCAGCCCGGUCCCGAAUUGUCUUUGGCUACUUCUCCAGGAUCUGCCCCAAUUUGCAGGACCUUCAAAUCAGCAUGCCAAUUCAGCACAACGUGAACGGAGCUAUUGUCUAUCCGAAACUGGAUCUGAGGUUGGAGGGUGGGUUAUGUCUCUUGACAAGGAUGAAGCACUUGUGCAUCUUGAGGCUUGAGUCUCUGGAGAGGAAGCCGUCUUGUCAACCUAAGGACCUCGGUUGGAUCUUGUCGUGGGAAAGUCAGAAGGAGAAGAAGGAGAGUAAACAGCAAAGGGCUUUGAGGAGUGCGACAGUCGAGGGCUGGAUUGACUGGCUCAAGACCGAGGAGACAGAUGAUAAUCACUGGAGGAAUGAUUUUGCGACUGUACGAUGGAGGCCCAAAGACGACCCUGUCGAUGUUGAUGAGCCGUGGCUGAAGGAGGACUUGAAGACUAUGGGUCUCUUGCUGGACGUCAAGUUGUUGCUGGACGAGAUGGAUUGUCCGGAUGAUGGUGUUGAAUAUCGUUGCUGGCCAGCACUUCGUCAUAUCUCGCUGAAUUCCCCUGGAGAGAGUGCCCUGUCCCCCGAGAAGGAGUUUCGGCGCCUCUUUCCCUCUCGAUUCGACAUUAUCCGUCCCAUCCGUUAG